CGCCUCAGCCGCUCAGUUUCCAAAACAAGUCAGCCCGUGCAGCUUCCUGCGAGGAUUUGUUCCUUCCUGCCGUGAAUUCCUUAAAACUAGUCGCGAAAAUGGCUGCAAAGUACCGGAUUGUGAUGGUGCGCCACGGUGAAUCCGAGUGGAACCAGAAGAACCUGUUUUGCGGAUGGUUCGAUGCGAACUUGAGCGAUAAGGGCAAGGAAGAGGCACUGGCCGCUGGCAAGGCGGUGAAGGAAGCCGGCCUAAAGUUCGACAUCGCGCACACGUCGCUGCUGACCCGGGCGCAAGUUACGCUGGACUCGAUCCUGAAGGAAUCGGGCCAGACCGCUAUUCCCAUCCAGAAGACUUGGCGUCUCAAUGAGCGCCACUACGGUGGGCUGACCGGGCUGAACAAAUCGGAAACGGCCGCCAAGUACGGCGAGGAACAGGUGCUGAUCUGGCGCCGUAGUUUCGAUGUGCCGCCCCCGAACAUGGAACCGGACCAUGCCUACUACGAUGCGAUCGUGAAGGAUGAGCGCUACAAGGAUGACCCGAAACCCACCGAGUUCCCGAUGGCCGAAUCGCUGAAACUGACGAUUGCCCGUACGCUACCGUACUGGAACGACGUGGUCAUCCCGCAGCUGAAGGAGGGGAAGAACAUUAUCAUCGCCGCUCACGGCAACAGCCUGCGUGGUAUCGUGAAGCAUUUGGACCAGAUGACCGAUGAAGCCAUCAUGGGGCUUAAUCUGCCCACCGGCAUCCCGUUUGUCUACGAGCUGGACGAAAACCUGAAGCCGGUCGUUUCGAUGAAGUUCUUGGGCGACGAGGAGACCGUUCGCAAAGCGAUCGAAUCCGUCGCCAACCAGGGAAAGGCAAAGUAAGUGGCCACUUGGCGACUGUUAACCGCGAUGUACAUUUCGUUAUCUCGCAACCUAUGCUACGAGCCCGGUAGGGGGGGGGGGGGGGGGAGGGGGUAGGAGUGUGGCCUAGCGCUACAACCACCCCUUCUUCGCUCUUCGUACAUCGCCACCAUCAGCUGGUAUCGAAUUCUCUUUGUGUUUCGUCGUUCUGUGCUUUGUCCACGUAAAAAGUGUCGUUAAUGUGGGGUCCGCCGGUCAGUCGGUACCUGCGCCAAUCCGUUAUUUAUUUAUAGCAUAGCUAUUGUUUACUUCGAUGGCACAAUUGAAGCUCAUAGAAAUGUAAAAUCGUUCGAUCGUGGUUCCACUUACUUACCCCACCCAAAACCGUUACCUCAGAAUAAAAAGCGUUGAGAUGCGAACCCAACCCUAUGGAAACAAAUAAAUACCAUUCUGUGGUUUAUCAGUGGAACAAAAAAAACACAAUAAUGG
Molecule: messenger RNA, 1334 nt
Organism: Anopheles aquasalis
Lineage: Eukaryota; Metazoa; Arthropoda; Insecta; Diptera; Culicidae
Product: phosphoglycerate mutase 2
Biological process (GO): glycolytic process
Molecular function (GO): intramolecular phosphotransferase activity
Source: RefSeq, a predicted model, not a curated record